Molecule: messenger RNA, 5173 nt
Organism: Crotalus tigris (Tiger rattlesnake)
Lineage: Eukaryota; Metazoa; Chordata; Lepidosauria; Squamata; Viperidae
Product: cytochrome P450 26A1
Exons: 7
Coding region: 3666-5024 (452 amino acids)
Biological process (GO): sterol metabolic process
Molecular function (GO): monooxygenase activity; oxidoreductase activity, acting on paired donors, with incorporation or reduction of molecular oxygen; heme binding
Source: RefSeq, a predicted model, not a curated record
GAGAAGCCGUGGCGCUGGCGCGUGUUUACCUUUGGCCACCCUAACCUUUUUUUCCCCCCUCGCUGACCUGCGGUUGAACCUGCGAUUAACAGCGCUUCGCCAGUUCGAGGAUUUGCUGCAUCUCUUUUUUUGCUGGUGGUGCGGAUUCUUCCUCGCAGGCCCCCGAAUGUAAAUAUAAACUCCUGUUUGUGAGGUGAACUGAAGGCCAAGGAUUACUUUUAGGGGGAGAGGCCGAAGGCCGGCCCGUUCCUCAGCACGGGAGAGGCUUAGGCGGUGUCGAAGGGGCGCCCACCGGCGGGAUUGGCGCGUCUCCUGAGCUGGGGAUUUGACCCCAAAAGCCAUUCCUGACGGACGUUGGCCAAGAGGAAAAAGUGGGGGGCGGGCGAACGAACGCCAAGUCUACUCCAAACUCGGUCGUCCUGGGGGUCUUACACUUCCAGAUUUUAGCCAUCUAAUUUUACUUCUGUUUCUGCCUUCGUCAAUUCCUGGUUGACUGGAUAAGUCUCUGCAUUUCCUUUGGCAAGAUUUUCAGAAGUGGUUUCGGGUAGUCUCCUUCCUAGGGCUGGAGAGAGUGGUGGGUCCAAGGUCACCCGGCUGGCUUUUGCCUCGGGCAGAACUAGAACCGUCUCCCACUUUUAACCACUACACCAGUGUUGUUCUCUAGUUUAGGCGGUCAUCUCUCUGGGGAGGGGGCUGGUGGUCACAAAUUCUUGCCGAUCAGUUGAAGAUAUGCCUAUGGAUCCGAAUCUAAUGGCUUCUCACUUCUGGACACCCGUACUCUCCUUUUUCCAAGGCUCUCCGGUGCAAGAAUGACGAUGCCUAUGAAGGCAGUAGUGAGGAACUGCUACCAAAACUUGACCGACUCGAUCUCAAUAUGUGUGACAACUAUUUGGUUCGAAACCAGAUCAAAUCUGAAGCCAGAUGGAGCGGAUCCCUACAGAUAUUUCCCUCCCACCAGAGCCAUGAGGGGAAGGGGAUUAACAGUACAGAUCUAAUUUAAUCGCAUGAAGCUUAUUAUUGAUUACUUAAUUAUUUACAUAGCUGCAUCAGAAGGUUGCCUAGAUCGGUGAAGAGCAAACCUCCAGAGACAACAAGCUCAGAUUAGUCUCUGGAGAAACGAUGAAACCUCCCAUAGGUGGUGGUUAAAAAGUAGUCAUGGACAAAACGGUAGAGAAGUCUAACAUUGAUCAUCUAAAUUACAAAAUCUCCACUCUGCAGAAGGUGUGGAAGGCUCUAAUAGAACGGUUAAAGUCCUGAGCAAAGUUCCCAGUUCAAUAACAUUGUUCAUCAAGUUGAGGUGUUAGGGGAGAACAGGAAACCAAAUGGACCUUGUGGCGCCAAAGUGAAACUAGAUUAACUCGCGAACGGUAUACGCCUUUAGAUAACAAACAGCAGGCCGGAAUUCAGCAAAUCCUCCUCACUCGUUUCAUUUCCAUGCCCGAAAAAGUAUUGAGAUAAAUUGCAUUUCUGCAUAUCAUGCAGAACGCAAACGAGGGAGAGGCUGGAAAACCCGAGGGCAGGCAGGCGGUGAAGGUGACUUUAAACCCAAAUAGUUUGACUCAAGGAAGUUGCCAACAAUUUAGCUGCCAGCAAUGCUCAGGAUUUUCACAGGUAAUUAUUAUUCAUAGAGGAAUUUCGCAACUUCUCGAGUGGGGGAAAUACUUAAGAGGGAUAUAACUUUUAAGAAUGUGGGCCAGCCAGGGAUGGACUCUGAUCGAGGAGAUCCGGAUCCUACAACCAUGAAACUCUCUGGGUGACUUUGAGGCAGUCCCGCUGCCUUUCCGGACGCCGACGCUGGGAAACUAGGAGGGAAUGGGGUUGGGUUAGUAGGAAACCGGACCGAGCGCUGGUCAAGACUGUAAUUGACGAUUCGCGUCCAGUCGGUUUUUUAUUUAUUUAGAAAUGCCCGGAUCAGGUUCGCUCUUCCUUUCUUACAUAACACGAGUCUUCAUUUUGUGCUGGGCUGCAUCACGGGCUGGUAAAACGAAAGGAAGCAACCGCCUUUCCAGGAAUUGGUUAUUUUUAAGUACAUACAUAAUUAGGAACUCCACGGUCUCAACGUUUACUGUGCGAGAAAAGGCGUCUAGACAGCGGCUUCGGUUGCUCAGCACGCUUAACCAAUUCGGUGAAAACCCUCACAGCGCAUUUCCAGAACACUUUAAGCCUUUUCAAUCAAAUCAUAUCUUUAUUGUGGUCACAAACCAGCAUAAGUCUGUUUAUUGGUUGAUUGGCCGUGGCUUAUCUGUUUUGAGAAUAAACCUGGUUAGUUUAUAUUGCGGUAAAUUUUGGAUACCCAAAUUUGCGUGAACAGAGUAAACUCGUUCGAGGUUCAGGACUUUCAAUGAGAUUAGGAAAAAAAAUCUAUUAGAGCUUUUCAAUUGCCGAAGGAGGUCUAUUAUGCCCAACCAGCUGAAAUUCGGCUCAGCCUGGCUUGUGAGAAAAGCUGGUUCUCCAGGGAGGAAUCGAAGCAAAACUCCUAGGCCUUGAAACGAGACUAAAGGAACCCUAAAACAACCAUUGCAGCUCAAAUUAGCUUUCCCUUUACUGGCUGGGGAUUAUGGGUGCUACAUGUGAUAUCUGAAGGACUGAAGGCUAAACUGCUAUAAAUCUCGUUGAAUUCAGUAGGCUGCCGCUUAAAACACGAAAAACUGGGCGUCUUAAUAAUGGGCUGCUCAGAAGCGGACAAUUGUCGGAAAGGUUUUAAAGACCCUCCGUCGAAUUUAGGAAUUUACUUUUGAGCAAACGAGGAGCAGGAAGGGACCGCCGCGCUGCCCCUGAAUAGCCAGAAUCACUUGCCUUUAAUUGGGUGAAAAAUCUGGUUGCUCCGCUGCUCAGCACAAUCCCGAGGCGCGUUUAUUCAGAAGAAGCCCUGCGCGGCCGCAAGCAGAUUUUUCGCCGAGUUAUUCUAUUUCGGGAAUAAGCUUUUAAGGCUGUGUAACCCGCAUACGUAUUAACCUGGUUCACGCAUCUCGCUUAACCCUAAAUCUACCGUAACCGGCUUCAGUUUUACACCCGCGCUAAGCCCAACCAAACCAUGCCACAGAACGCGUGAACCCAACCAGGGAACAAGAGACUGCGGUAGAUUCCGAAUCAACGCUGCUAGCUUUACCCUGUUCUACUUGGAUUGCCAGUCCCUCGUUUAGUCGCUGUUCCUAUGGCUUGGUUUCUAGUUGCAAGGGCGGACUCCGGGGUCGAAACACUGAGGAUGGCACGGCGAGGCCGAACCGGCGGAUCCUGCGAGCAAACGCGCGAACGCCCCGCCGCACCUGCUUCCCACGCAGCCCUGAGGCUCGAGCGAGAUGCCCGAUUUCUCCAGGUGUAAAGAGGACGGCUCCGAGAACAGCCGCCUUGGGAUCCGAGCUGCAGAGCUCCCUUUAAUUCUUCAGAAGGAGUAUCCGCACACCCCCAGGAGCUGAUCGCCCGGAGCUGUUAGCGGGCCCGAGUGAAAGGAGACCUCGCCCGCUUCGGGCCCGCGGUUUGGCGAAGGGGCGGGGACGGGAGGGCGCAAACCCCCCCCCCCCAAAGGCUUGAAGCCAGGGCAGGGCGGGGUGGAGGAAACGACGGGGCGGAGCUUGCUGGCCACCAGCAGCAAUUAAAGCUGAACUUUGGAUGAACUAAUUGAUCGUCCGGACCAAGGUAAAGUGGGCAGCGACCUGGGGGCGAGGAUGGGUAUAAAAGGGGUCCCCGAAGCGGGGCUUAGCCGUUGCGGUCCGUCGCUCGGCGAGAGGGAGGAGGCAGGUGCCCGCUGCCGCCGCCGCCUCCGCUCGAGCAUGGGCUUCUCCCUUCUGCUGGCCAGCGCCGUGGGCACCCUCGUCCUGGUGCCGCUCUUGCUCUGCCUGGCCUCGGUGAAACUCUGGCAGCUCUACUGCCUGCGGGGCCGCGAUCCCGCUUGCCCCUUGCCGCUGCCGCCGGGCACUAUGGGGCUGCCUUUCCUGGGAGAAACUCUCCAGCUGGUGCUGCAGCGUCGGAAAUUCCUGUCGAUGAAGCGGCGGAGAUACGGCCACAUCUACAAGACGCACCUCUUCGGGAGGCCCACGGUGCGGGUGAUGGGGGUGGAGAACGUGCGGCACAUCCUGUUGGGGGAACACCGGCUGGUGGCCGUGCACUGGCCGGCUUCGGUGCGCAUCAUCCUGGGCUCCGGCUGCCUCUCCAGCCUGCACGACGGCCAGCACAAGCACCGCAAGAAGGUCAUCAUGAAAGCUUUUUCCCGGGAAGCCUUGGAGCAUUAUACCCCAGUCAUCCAGGAGGAGGGUUUGAAAGCACGGAAUGUCAUCCAUGCCAAAAUUGAAGAGAUCAUUCGAGUGAAAUUGGCUGAGAAGGAGCCCUCCAAUGGUUAUAAAGAUGUGUUGCAGCUGUUGAUAGAGCACACCCAAAGCAGAGGAGAACAGCUCAACAUGCAGGAGCUCAAGGAAUCUGCAACCGAACUUCUCUUUGGCGGGCAUGAGACCACAGCUAGUGCAGCCACAUCUCUGAUUACCUACCUCAGCCUUCACCCUAAAGUGUUACAAAAAGUGAGAAAGGAAUUGCAAGAGAAGGGAUUGUUGGGCAAUUGCAGUCAAGAGAAGCUUUUGGGAAUGGAAGUCCUGGAGCAGCUGAAAUAUACUGGCUGUGUUGUCAAAGAGACUCUCCGACUCAGCCCGCCAGUUCCAGGGGGGUUCAGGGUAGCCCUCAAAACUUUUGAGCUCAAUGGAUACCAGAUUCCAAAAGGCUGGAAUGUUAUAUAUAGCAUCAGUGACACCCACAGUGUAGCUGAGCUUUUCACCAACAAGGAAGAAUUCAAUCCUGACCGUUUCAUGGCUCCUUUCCCAGAAGAUGCAUCACGAUUUAGUUUCAUUCCUUUCGGAGGAGGCUUGAGAAGCUGUGUGGGCAAAGAGUUUGCCAAACUUCUUCUCAAAAUAUUCACAGUAGAGUUGGCCCGGAAUUGUGAUUGGCAGCUUUUAAAUGGACCUCCAAUAAUGAAGACCGGCCCCACUGUUUAUCCAGUAGACGAUCUCCCUACAAAAUUUACCACUUUUAAAGGCUGAGACUAAUUCCAUUUAAAGCUUGCACAUCGGCUUUUUAUAAUCUCUUAAAUUCAAUGUUGUAUAAUUAACUUUAUAAAGUCAUAAUAGUUAUUUAUAAAGUGUUCUUUUAAAAAUGUUUCUUAUAUUAAACUUAGUUUUUUUUAAAGCAA